Molecule: messenger RNA, 3040 nt
Organism: Pungitius pungitius (ninespine stickleback)
Lineage: Eukaryota; Metazoa; Chordata; Actinopteri; Perciformes; Gasterosteidae
Gene: nadkb
Product: NAD kinase b
Exons: 12
Coding region: 1059-2501 (480 amino acids)
Biological process (GO): NAD+ metabolic process; NADP+ biosynthetic process
Molecular function (GO): NAD+ kinase activity
Source: RefSeq, a predicted model, not a curated record
CCGUCACUUCCGGUCCGUUUUUACGCACCUGUCUCCUCGGCUGUGACGCCGCUGUCUGUCCUUUAAUGAAAAAUGUCUCCGGUGGAGUCAAAACACGCUCGUUCCUUCGUUAUGCGGUAGCAACGUGAGCGCGUUCGCUUCGCUCUGACACAGUAAGGCUUCGUUUCCCGGUUGACGUCAGCUAGCUCGUGAAGCCACAUGCUAGCUCGCGAAGCUGUUUGCUUGAGAAGCUAACGUUUCCAGACAUUCUCCUAGAGCCGUUAGAUAAAUACACCUCUCAGAGCGCGAGACGGCGGGUCUGCAUAUUAUAUUAUAUAUAAACCAAUUCAAUGCAUUGAAACGAGGUGGUCACCUGGAAGGGUUUUCAAUUAACCUGCGUGUCUUGUCAAGAGUUAAUUUGUGAAAUGUCGCGCCUCUUUAAUGUGUUUAAGACCAUCGGUUGUGUUGUGUAGCGUUGGUGCCCAGUUCUAUGCAGCGAAUAGGCCUUUACGACUGCAGUUCUGAUUCAUAUUAUGGCAAGAACCACUCAGCUAAGCAAAGAGAAACGACAAUUCAUCAUUACUUUGAGGCAGCAAGGUCAGUCUAUCCGGAAGAUUUCCAGAACUUUGAACGUAUCCUCAAGUGCAGUUGCGAAAACCAUCAAACGGUACCUUGAAACGGGCUCCCACGAGGACCGCCCCAGGACAGGCAAACCAAGGGUUACCUCUGCGGCCGAGGAUAACUUCAUUAGAGUCGCAGCCCUCGGAAACCGCAAAUUAAAAGCCCCUCAGAUCAGAGCCCACAUAAAUGCAUCGCAGAGUUCAAGUAGCAGACACAUCUCAACAUCCACGGUUCAGAGGAGAAUGCGAGAAUCAGACCUCCAGGAGGGUGUGAAUCGCUGCAAAGAAGCCACUGCUGAGGAGGAGGAGGAGGAGGAAGAAGAAGAGAAACAACAACAAGAGACUUUCUUGGGCAAACAAACCCAAGGAAUUGACAUUAAACCAGUGGAAAUCUCUACUUUAGUCUGAGUCCAAAUUUUCUAAGUUUUGGCCGCACCCGGCUGUAAGAAGCAGAAAAGAAUGGAGAGCUCUGUGACGGAUCCAUCGGCGCUGCCAGACCGAGUCGUGGGCCAACAACCCGCGGCGACCUCCGGUCAAGUCCCGGCCAGGUCCCCCAAGCGCCGGGGCCACCUGGCCGGGUCUCCAAGGAGACGGCGGAAGGCGACGGGGCCGCCGCGACGGGGGAGCGGUCACGGGCAGCCGCUCUGGGAGAUUGAGCGGCGCAGGUUGCCCGGCCAACGCGAGCACUCGGAGCCCUGUGGCUCGGCGAGCGACGCAGCGGAAAGCUCCCCUAAGAGGAGAGCCCACUUUCUACAUGGACCGUAUCCAGCCACUCACUUCGGACCCAAAGCCUGUAUUCUUCCCAACCCGACGUCAGUCAUGCACAUCCAGGACCCGGCCAGCCAGCGGCUCACCUGGAACAAACCGCCCGUCAAUGUGCUCGUCAUCCGAAAAAUCCGGGACGAGAGCCUCGUCGAGCCUUUCAAAGAGCUCUGCCGGUUUCUAGUGGAGGAGAAGCAGAUGAUGGUGUACGUGGAGCGCAGGGUCGCAGACGAUGCUACGCUGUCAAAGGACGAGGCCUUUGGCUCCAUCCGCAACCAGCUGUGCACCUUCAGGGAAGGUUUUGAUGAUAUCUCUGACUGCAUAGACCUGAUCAUCUGUCUGGGUGGAGAUGGGACUCUACUCUACGCCUCCUCUCUCUUCCAGGGCAGCGUCCCCCCGGUCAUGGCGUUUCACCUCGGAUCGCUGGGUUUCUUGACGCCCUUCAAAUUUGAGUCUUACAAAACCGAAGUGGCGAAAGUGUUUGAAGGCAACGCAGCCAUCACUCUGCGCAGUCGUCUCAAAGUGAAGGUGGUGAAGGACAUGCUUCAGAGGACAGGCCAGCAGCAGCAUGAACACAAUGGACUGCUUCCUCAUGGACACGCCAACAACGAGGCGGGAAAGGUCACCCUGCAGCUACAGGUGUUGAAUGAGGUGGUGGUGGAUCGAGGCCCGUCCUCCUACCUGUCCAAUGUGGACUUGUACCUCGACGGGCGGCUCAUCACCUCUGUGCAGGGAGACGGUGUGAUUGUGUCCACGCCUACCGGCAGCACGGCCUAUGCAGCCGCAGCGGGAGCCUCCAUGAUCCACCCCAAUGUCCCCGCCAUCAUGGUCACCCCCAUCUGCCCACACUCGCUCUCCUUCAGGCCCAUCGUGGUGCCGGCUGGGGUGGAGCUCAUGAUCACCUUGUCCCCUGAUGCCAGGAACACCGCCUGGGUGUCGUUUGACGGCAGGAAGAGACAGGAGAUCCAGCACGGAGACUGCAUCAAAAUCACGACGUCCUGUUACCCGGUGCCCUCCAUCUGCUGCCACGACCUAGUGUACGACUGGUUCGAAAGCCUGGCUCAGUGUUUGCACUGGAACGUACGCAAGAGGCAGGAGCGACUGACCGACGUCUCCGACUCCUCAGACACCGAAAACUGACCCAGCGGGUGCUUUUUCUGCAGCUUUGACACAAACCCUGGACUGAACGUGUCUGCAGCCAAAUGAGUAUUUAGCCGAUGAGUUCUCAUAGAAAGGGUGUCAUGACAUUGCACCUUCAGUAUUUUACUGGGGGGAAAAGCAUGAUGCCCCAAAAUAGAAGGAAAAUAAAUUGCAUGAAUGUGUGUGUAACAUAAGGGUGUUAAACUUAAUCAUAUACUCUAUGGGGGAAAAAAACUUAAUGUAUAUUUGUACAUACAACCGUCAAGGAUAAAAAAUAUUUAAUGUCCUAUUUAGACAAAUGCAAACUGAAUCGAGUCAGCCAGAAGAUACUUUAGAUUAUUCUGUAAAAAGAUCCAGCACAGUGUCUCCUGUGUGUACGUCCCAAGAGAAGAGAAAAUAUUUAUUCAAUUUCUUUAAUUCCAAAAGUCAGUUUGCAUGAUGUAGAACAAACCAAAACAGAACAAGUUGGAGAAACUUCCAGCAGCCUUGUUGUUAAACUGUCAAUGUGAUUGGAAGUAAAAUAACGUUUGAAUACUCGC